GAGCAUUCAUGCUGUUAGUGGCACAUAUUUCCUAAUUUUGUGGCUCACCCACGAUCUUGGAAUCUUGGACUUAGCUAUUUAUUUUUGUUUGGCCAAUCGGAUGGACUACAUUUUGUUAAACUGGUAUCGCUGGCAAUUUGAUAAUGAGGAAGAAUUCGAAACGACCUUACAUCUCAUGAAUUACAAACAGAACUUCUCAGCUGCUGGAUGUUGUCAUGUGAAUUUACCACUUCUUCGAUCUAUCACAGGAUUACUAACUACAUAUUUGGUCAUUUUGCUUCAACUUCCUAAUUAAAAGUCUUAGAAUACUAAUUUUAUUUGCUGGAC
Molecule: messenger RNA, 327 nt
Organism: Belonocnema kinseyi
Lineage: Eukaryota; Metazoa; Arthropoda; Insecta; Hymenoptera; Cynipidae
Product: putative gustatory receptor 28b
Exons: 4
Coding region: 101-295 (64 amino acids)
Source: RefSeq, a predicted model, not a curated record